CAUACUUCAUCUUUUUCAGGCGUCAACUCGGGAUUUCAGGUAGAACAUAACAGUGGCAACAUUACCGCUAAUUUCCAUGCACAUUCUGAUCAUUUUGAAACAUCAGAAAAUCGAAAUUGCCUUCGGGCUUUACAUCAAACUGAUCCUCGCCUUGAUAAACGCCGCAUCCAAAAAGCGAAAGGUGGUUUGCUGAAAGAGGCAUAUCGAUGGGUAUUCCAAAAUGCAGAAUUCCAAAGAUGGCGUUAUGAGGAAGAAAGUCAACUCCUUUGGGUCAAAGGUGACCCUGGAAAGGGCAAAACUAUGCUCCUGUGUGGAAUCAUAGACGAGCUUACGAAGUCUUCCCUCUCUUCUGGGACCACUGUUAUCUUCUUCUUCUGUCAGGCAGCAGACGCUCGGAUAAACCACGCUACCGGUGUUCUUCGUGGGUUAAUCAGUAUGCUUGUUGAUCGACAUCCGUCUCUCACCUCCCAUGUGCGGCGCGAGUAUGAUAGGGGCGGGAUCGAUGUCUUUGGGGAUGAAAAUGCCUGGUAUGCGCUGCUCAGGAUCUUUACAAACAUUCUCCGGGACCCAUUGUUGCGGGCGACAUACUUGAUAAUUGACGCCCUGGAUGAAUGCACCACAGGCUUGAAUAAUCUUCUUGAUUUCAUCGUUGAGGAAUCGGCCUUACAUCCACAUGUGAAAUGGCUUGUUUCAAGCCGUAAUUGGCCUUCAAUUGAACAGACUCUUGAAAGUGCAACCAGAAAGGAAAGACUCUGGCUUGAACUCAACCAAGCCUCUGUUUCUGAGGCUGUUGGCUUCUAUAUUCACAAACAGGUUGACGCGUUGACGAAAAAGCAAAAAUACUCCGAUGAAAUCCGGGAUGCUGUUCUUCAACAUCUUUUAACGAACGCACAUGGCACCUUUCUUUGGGUAGCCCUGAUCUGCGAGGAACUUGCCAAAUUUGACGUUCCGAGAAUGGCUUUUCGCAGGAAGUUGCAAGAAUUUCCUGCUGGUCUUGAUCAGCUGUACCAACGGAUGUUGAAUCAAAUAGGCGACAUUGAGUAUUCUGAGCUGUGCAAAGCUAUACUUGGUAUUAUCACGAUCGUGUAUCGUCCUAUUACUUUAGAUGAGCUGGUUGUCUAUAUUGAACUCCCUCGAGACGUCCAAUUUUCGGACCUAGAUGAGAUAAUAGGCCUCUGUGGCUCCUUUCUCACGCUCCGAGGGUCUACAGUUUCUUUAGUUCAUCAAUCUGCCAAAGACUUCCUUCUUCGAAAUGCAGUCGAUCAGAUCCUCCCUCGCGGAGAGGAAGUUGUGCAUUAUGAGAUUUUUUCGAAGUCAUUAUACGCUAUGGCUAAUACGCUUCAGCGUGAUACCUAUGAUUUGUCACAUCCCAGAUACCUCAUUGACCAGGUCAAGCAGCCAGAGCCUGACCCAUGGGCGGCAGUAGGCUACGCGUGCUUUUAUUGGGUCGACCAUCUCGAAAUGUGCUCUAAUCAGUUCUGUGCAAAUAUUUCCGAUGAUUAUGCGAAAGGCGGUGCAAUCAUGCGUUCUUUGGCAAUAACUACCUUUAUUGGCUUGAAGCCAUCAGCCUGA
Molecule: messenger RNA, 1572 nt
Organism: Penicillium pulvis
Lineage: Eukaryota; Fungi; Ascomycota; Eurotiomycetes; Eurotiales; Aspergillaceae
Exons: 2
Source: RefSeq, a predicted model, not a curated record